AUGCAGCCGGCGGAGAAAGCCUCCUACAAGGUCACCUGGGGUGAAGCUGCGUCCCAGCAGCCCAGGUGGGCCGGGGAUGAGGUGGCCGGGCUGUGGGGGGACUCCCUGGAGGGGCAGGGCCCGGAGCAUCCCUCGCCCUCACGCACGCCCCUCCGCAGGGCCAACGGCCCAGACCCAGACUCCGCUUUCUUGCUCACCAGCCCACUCCGGACCCACGCUUACCCCGACGAUGAGUGGGACCAGAGUGCUAUUGGGAGGUACUACGAGCUGUUCGCGGCCGCACUGGGCAACCUGGAAUGGUUGCGCUUCUGUCUGAGUCGGGACCGUGACAAAAUUCCAGCAGAUGACAAGGGCUUCACUGCCAUCCACUCUGCAGCCCAGAGUGGCAAGCUUACGUGCCUGCAGGUCUUGGUGGAGGAGUACAAGUUUCCCGUGGACCUGCCCACCAGCAAUGGCCAGACACCCCUGCACCUGGUCAUCCAUGGGGACAACAAGACCAUGACCCUCCCCUGCAUUCACUAUCUACUUAAGCAAGGGGCGGCCCUCAACACUCAGACAUGCAAUGGCUCCACACCCCUCCACCUGGCAGCCUGCAAGGGCCUGCUGAGCUGCGUGAAGGUGCUGGUGCAAAAUGGUGCCAAUGUCCAUGCCCGAGAUGCCAUGGGCUGCAAGCCCAUCGACUACUGCAAAAUAUGGAACCACCGCGACUGUGCCCGGUUCUUGAAGGAUGCCAUGUGGAAACGGGACAAGAAGGACUUUGCUCGUGAGAUGGGGAAACUGAAGAGGCUCAAGGACCAGCUGGCCUUCAUGGAACAAGACUACCUGACUGAGUAUCAAAAAGAGCACCAAAUUCUGAGAGAAGCUGAUUUCAAGAAGUGGCUCCAUCGCAAGCAGCUGCUUCAAGGCCAACCCCUGAUCCCCAACGCCAAGCAAGCGCCUUGUGCCCCCCCCCAGGCGAUCGCCAUCCCCCAGACCCCCAAGCACCAGGGGCCUCGAAAGAGUUUCUACCCCUCCCCAGAGGCACGCCUGCGGCAGACAUCAACACCCAAGCUGCAGUCCUUGGGGACACCCACAGCCAUCUACACGCAGCCCAUGGUCAGGCGGCCCAAGCGGUGGAAUGUUAGCAACAAUCCUGCCAGAUGGCCCACCACCCAGAUCAGCUACCCACAGGGCAUCCGCCUCGGUGUGCAUCCAGACCCCAGCCCGGAGCGCGACUUCCAAAGCUUCCUUAAGGCGAGGUCUGACCGGCACGGCGGGGCACAGCUGUGCACGGUGGCCGGCAGCCGGGUGGCACCUGUGCCCCAGCUGCCUUUCAAGGUGCUAGUCCAAGAGCUGUACCCUUCAGUGCGGCCACGCAGGAUGAAAGUGCCCCAGGGCUUUUGCCCUGUCAGCAUAAGGCACGUGCCCCGGAAGCGGCUCUCGGGUGACAACUUCUGGACUGACGCUCUGGCCAUGAACCUGCGUGAGACAUUUGAUGAAGCCUUCCUGGCAGCUGUGCAAGCCCAUCAAGGGCUCCCCACUCUGCCCUCCCCCAAAAGCCCCCCAUAAACUUAUUUUGGUAGGCUGUCAACCUGAGACAGCCCAGUGAAGGCUGAGGUGUGGUGAUUCACGUUGGGGAUGGAAGAGAGGGAGAGGAGUACUCACAGGCUUCCCACUUCCCACUCCCAAGCUUGAAGAUCGGAGCCCCUUCUCUCUUAACAAAAGACUAGGUCCCAGGUCUCCUUUCUCCACAAAGAAAUUCCUUGGACUCCCCAAGAGGUUUAAGCUAGGGCGGAGGCCUCAGAGUGGGCAUCAGUCUAUCCUGGGCCCUUGCAUCAUGAAACUGACGCUUUGGUGUCCCUACUACCUCUCCUCCCCCCGCCCCAGCCCACCAGGAACAAGGCUUCCAGGAUAGGGAACCACAGGAAAAUGCUGCCUCUUGUCCAGACUAAGUCCUUCAAGGUCUCUGUAGUUCAGGGAGGCACAAGCAGCAUAUCUUGGGAGGAGGGAGGGAGGACCCGUGGCUUCAGUUGCAACUAUACAAGCACUUGCACUUCCUCCAGGAAGCUAUCCUGGAUCCCCUGUUAUCCCCUGGACACAUCACUACAAAUCAUUCAUUAAACAAACGUUUAUUGAGUGCUUUCUAUGUACCGGGCACCAAGCCAGGCACUGUUAAUACAAAAACUGAAGGACAGUCCCUGCCCUCAAGGAGCUUACAGUCUAGUGGGGAGAUAGACCAGUAAGCCUAGAGUGAUUUGUGUGGUGUGCUGGGGGGAGAGGGGACAAAGCUCAGAGGAACUGAAAUCUAAGCUGAGAACUGACAGAGAAGGUAUCCAGGUGGGCAGAAGAAAGGGGAAUCAAAGUGGCAUCUCUGAAUACAGGAGGCGGGGACAUAGGGUGCAAGGUGGCAAGUGAUGAGGCCAGAGAGGCGAGCAGGAACCAGACAUCACAAAUUUCACAAGCCAUGCUAAGGGGUCUGGACUUUAUCCUGAGGGCAGUAGGGAGCCAUGGAAGGUUGUAGGCCAGGAAGUGACUUGAUCAGCUAUACAUUUUAGACAACUCUGGCUGUGGGACAUAGGAGGAGAAGGAGGCUGUCACAAUAAUCCAGGUGUAAGCUGAUGACAGUGGGUGUGGCUCGAAUCAAGCGAUGUUAGGAAGGUAAACGUUAACAGUUUUUAGAGAUUGGAUGAGUGGGAGGGGCAGAAAGAGAAAGCAGGGCUAGAAAGCAGGUUUCUGGUCUGGCUCCUGAGGGGUCUUGGGGCCACGGCAGGUACCCAAAAGAGGCAGGUUUGCAAAGGACAGCAGCAAGUGCCCUCUGGGCCAUGAGAGUUGUCUGUGCACCCAAAGGCGAGAGGAACUAUGGUUCAGAAGAUCAGGAGGGAUGCUGGGGCUGGAGGCCAACUCUUAGUUCCUCGGCAAAGAGUCCUUGACGCCAUCAGCUCGGAUGGGCUCCUCCAGGGAGCCCACAACAGAACCCUGAGAAACCCCACUGUGCAUGGGGCAAAUGGAGAAGCCUGCACAGGAAACUGAAAGGAAUAGCAGAGGCAGGAGGAAGACCAGCACAGGAGUGCCAGGGAAGUGCAAUUCAAGAAGCUGGGGGUGAGCAGCCCUGUCAGAUGCUGCAGAGAUCCAGUGUAAGAUAUGAAAGGGUCUGCUGGAUUUAGCACGAGAAGGCCACUGGCAACCCCUAGGAGAGAAGCCAUGUCGUCAGGGUGAGGAACAAAGAAGGAGACAGCAAGGGAGAGCUGAGCCAGCUGCUGACCCAGCAGUGAGGAUGAUAUUGGCCUCCUGUGUCCCCUACCUUGUCUUCCCUUGUCUGCAUAGGAUAAAAAGGCCUGGCCAUCUCAUUCCCACCAAGAAGAAACCAAAGUGUGCUACUUCUCUCAGCGAAAGGGAAAGGCUGGGAUUUUUAAGAGAACAGGAAGUGCUGCAGUCAAGGGAAUGACUUGGUGGGACUUGGGGCAGGAUAUAGAGAAUUUCAAGCACAGGGGCUUCCCCGGCUUAAAGGUACCGCAUGUGCACUGUCCAUCUCCGCACCUGCCACUCUCGAUCUGAGGUACAGGACAUGGCAGGAACGGCUCUCAUGGGGGCUUCACUCCUGUAUGUACUGCUGAGUACUUGCAAGGCACUGUAGUUGGAGUGCAAAGUCAGCAAAUGCUGGUCUGUGCCAGGACCUGGCCCACCUUCUUAGAAGACUGAGGUCAGCUCCUCAGGAGCCAAGAGCACACAGAAGAGAGGGCCAGCCCUUGUGUGCUCUUAGAGCGACAAACCGUUUCUCCCCUCAGUCCCCUUUCUUAAAAAAUAGGCUGUAACCCAGGCUGCCUGGAAGCCAAUUUCUAUUUUCUUUCCUCUUGGGCCUAAGAUAGAAUUCAGCCAGAAACCACUC
Molecule: messenger RNA, 3865 nt
Organism: Mirounga angustirostris (Northern elephant seal)
Lineage: Eukaryota; Metazoa; Chordata; Mammalia; Carnivora; Phocidae
Gene: ANKRD53
Product: ankyrin repeat domain 53
Exons: 6
Coding region: 1-1548 (515 amino acids)
Biological process (GO): positive regulation of microtubule polymerization; regulation of mitotic spindle organization; regulation of mitotic cytokinesis
Cellular component (GO): spindle pole
Molecular function (GO): protein binding
Source: RefSeq, a predicted model, not a curated record